AUGUUUUAUCAACAUGCGCCUUGGAAUCGUGUACCGCCUGAGAAUUACGGGAUCUCGGCAUUGAUGGCUCGCCUCCAAGGACUCCUCACAUCAAACGUCCGCCGCGAGUUCCCCUCGAGGCGGAUUCUUCUAGAUAUUGUGUCGGCUUUUCAGGAGAUUACACAGCACGCCCUUGCCACAAAUUAUGGCGUCAAUGAUGUGUUCGAUGAAGACAAGGAUUCGCGCCUGGCUACAUUAGUCUCUCUCAAGAAUGAUGUCUUUUCGAACAACCUCGCCCAUUGGGGUCACACCUACACUUUCCAGUCGAAGCCGGAGGAGACAGACGGCACUCUUGAUGACUGUGAAGAAAGGAGCAAUAAUCCAGCCGAUACUGAAAAGCAACAAGAUAUCUUCCAAAGCCGGGAAACCUGGGAUACAACUCAGAACACCUCAGUGGAGGACCUUGAAGAGAUUCUACAUGCUUCCGAACCCGUGGAGCCCUCCUUCAAACUGUGGGUUCUUCCGUGGAUUGAGGAGAUUUACUCCAAUUCUCGGGGCUUCGAGAUCGCGCUUGAAGUUGUCUCCAAAAGCACGCAGAUCGCUACAAAUAUCAUAUCCCUACUCAUGGACGACCUUGUUGAGAAGUACAAGCAGGCAAUCUCAACGGUUGAGUUUCUCUUGCGAAUUGAACGCGAAGGGACCCCGCUUACACUCAAUCACUACUUCAACGACAAUCUCGAAAAAUGUCGGCAAAAGCGAAUGUAUUCGACGGCUGCCAAAAAGUCCUUUGACGAUUACAAACACGGAGAGGUUGUCCGACUGAGUGACCUCGCUCACCAACACCAUAUGAGCAACGUCGACCAUACUGUGCGGGAUAUCCAUAAUAUUCUCGCCUCUUACUACAAGGUGACUUGCAAGAGGUUCCUGGAUAAUGUAUGUAUGCAAGCUGCGGACCAUUACCUGGUCACUGGCCCAGACGCCCCGAUGAAGUUGUUUUCCCCUUCAUGGGUUAAUGACCUUUCCAACGAGGGAUUGGAGGAGAUAGUCGGAGAGGGCAGGGCAUCAAAGCGGAGACGACAGCAGUUGCAGAAGGAGAUCGAAGACUUGGAGGCCGGAAGGGCAGUUCUUCUGAAAUGA
Penicillium egyptiacum is the source of this 1116-nucleotide messenger RNA. NCBI's taxonomy places the organism in Eukaryota, Fungi, Ascomycota, Eurotiomycetes, Eurotiales, Aspergillaceae. The record is from the annotation of a GenBank genome assembly.